AUGAAAUUGAUGGUAGAUUGGGUUUUCUACAAAAGUAGAAGAUGGCAACCAUGUUACACUAGAAGAUUACUAUAUCAUCUUGGGAGAUUUCUUAAGAAUCUUGUAUUUGCUAUUGUGGAUGAGCUCAUAUCUGGUGAUCAAAAUAGGAAUAUCCAUGUAUGGGACUUGACUGCAAACUCUUGUAGCUGUGAGCUGGUGCCAGAGGUUGAUACAUCAAUGAGAUCAUUGACAGUGAUGUGGGAUGGAAGCUUGGUAGUUGCUGCAAACAACAAAGGAACUUGUUAUGUCUGGAGGCUCUUACGUGUGACACAGUUUCUCAGAAUAUGCAUGAGCUCUAUAGACCAGUACAUGUGGAUACACCACUUGCUGCAUACUUUUCAGAGUGGUGGAGAUUUUGAUGAAGAUGAAGAUGAUAGUGAUACAAAAGAAGAGAUAGAGAUGAAGAAUGAAGAAGAAGAAGCAACUGGUAAAAUGGAAACUGCAACUGCAGUACCAGUUAGCAAUGGAGUUGAGGCAACAGCUUGA
Lactuca virosa is the source of this 525-nucleotide messenger RNA. The record is from the annotation of a GenBank genome assembly. Lineage: Eukaryota; Viridiplantae; Streptophyta; Magnoliopsida; Asterales; Asteraceae.